Molecule: messenger RNA, 1269 nt
Organism: Abrus precatorius (Indian licorice)
Lineage: Eukaryota; Viridiplantae; Streptophyta; Magnoliopsida; Fabales; Fabaceae
Exons: 7
Coding region: 1-1269 (422 amino acids)
Source: RefSeq, a predicted model, not a curated record
AUGGGGAGAAGUACGGUUGGAACGUUGCUGCUUUGGCUCUUCUUUGUACUGAGUAUGAGACCAGAUUUCAGAGCCAAAGCAAAAAAAGAACCACCUUCAGAAAUUGAAAUCGAGGCCAAAUUAAAGCUCCUCAACAAGCCUGCGUUGAAAACUAUUAAGAGUGAAGAUGGAGAUAUUAUUGACUGCGUUGAUAUUUACAAACAACCUGCAUUUGAUCAUCCUGCCUUAAAAAAUCAUACUAUCAAGAUGAUACCAGAUUUUUUUAGAGAAUCCCAAAAUUCAAGCUCAAAAAAUGGUUCCCAGUCAAAGACAUUUAUACUUCAGACAUGGCAGAAGAGUGGAAGUUGUCCAAAAGGAACUGUCCCUAUUCGCAGAAUUCUAAAGGAGGACUUACUUAGAGCUGCUUCUCUCGACCGCUUCGGACGGAAACCCCCAGCAGUAUUUAAGAAUUCAACAAAUAGCUACAACCUUAAUUUCCCCAACUUCAAUGCCACCAAUAAAUUUAUUCCUGAAAAUCGAUCGGCAGCAUAUCUUGUGACAAUGGGAUACAAUUAUAUAGGUGCAGAAGCAGAUAUUAACACUUGGACUCCAAAGGUGGACCUGCCAGAUGAUUUCACCACUGCUCAAAUUUGGCUCAAGGCCAACAAUGGUCCUGUAUUUGAAAGCGUUGAAGCAGGCUGGACGGUGAAUCCCAAGUUAUACGGUGACAUGGCCACUCGAUUGUUUGCCUACUGGACUAGGGAUUCAUACGAGUCAAUAGGAUGCUUUGAUCUUACUUGCCCAGGGUUUGUGCAAGUACAACGAGUCUUAACGCUUGGUACUGCCAUAACAGCUAUCUCCUCCAAAUUUGGCAGACAGUUUGACUUAAAUGUUGGAAUGUUCUGGGAUGAUGCAGGGAAUUGGUGGCUUAGAGUAAACAAGGACAUGCCGAUAGGUUAUUGGCCCGCGGAAAUAUUGGGCAAUUUAAAACACAGUGCCAUAUUGGUUGAAUGGGGUGGACAAGUAUUUAGUACAAAGUUAAAGAAGGAAACCCCUCACACGGGAACUGGGAUGGGAAGUGGUGAUUUCGCAAAUGGUCUAAUGGGGGAAGCAUGCUACAUGAACAAUGUGAGGAUAAAGGAUUAUUCGCUUUCUCUUAAGUACCCUGAAUUUGUGAGUGCAAUGGCUGAUGAACCCUAUUGCUACAACUCCCUCAAUGAUGUUAAAUAUGGAGUGGAGCCUACAUUUUAUUUUGGAGGGCCAGGACGAAGGCCUCCCUAUUGUCCUUGA